CCACCUGUGCCCAGCAGUGCGCCCACUAACUCCGCCCACCUGUGCCCAGCAGUGCACCCACCUGUGCCCAGCAGUGCAUCCACCUGUGCCACCCAGCAGUGUCACACAAGUGUGCCCAGAAAUGCCACCUACCUGUGCCCAGCAGUGCCACCCACCUGUGCCCACCAGUGCCACACACCUGUGCCCAUCAGUGCCACACACCUGUGCCCAUCAGUGCAGCCCAGCAGUGCUGCCAGUCAGUGGCACCAGUCAUCAGUGCCACCUAUCAAAGCUGUCUAUCAGUACCCAUCAUCAGUGUCGCCUAUCAGUGCCGCCUAUCCGUGCCACCUCAUUAGUGCUGCCUAUCAGUGCCCUUCAGUG
Messenger RNA from Staurois parvus, 360 nucleotides. NCBI's taxonomy places the organism in Eukaryota, Metazoa, Chordata, Amphibia, Anura, Ranidae. The record is from the annotation of a GenBank genome assembly.